Phyllotreta striolata is the source of this 1494-nucleotide messenger RNA. NCBI's taxonomy places the organism in Eukaryota, Metazoa, Arthropoda, Insecta, Coleoptera, Chrysomelidae. The record is from the annotation of a GenBank genome assembly.
AUUGCAUUGGAUUAAAGUAUACAUUGAUAAAAACAUUAACAGUGUAAUUAAAUGUUUGUGGUUAUUUACAAAUUUUAAAAAUGGAUUCAGAAAACGAAAAAUAUACACAAGAUAAAAGAAUGCCUUGCAAAUAUGGUAAAAAGUGUUAUCAAAAAAACCCGGCUCAUCAUGAAAAGUACAAACACCCUACAAGUAUCAAUACCGUAAACAGAACAAAAGACAAACACUUCACACCUGCAUUAAAGAAACUUAAAACGAAUACGAAAGCAGUUACAUCAAAAACUGAAUCAGACUCAGAUGAUAACGAAUACCACAUAGAUGACUCCAGUUCUGACACCAGCUUAAAUAACCAGAAAGCUAAUAAUGAUGUGUCCGAUUCCGAGGAUGAAACGCAUCCUGAUGCUCCAGAAAAUAUUGCAGAAAUUAUUUCUGAACAACCCGUUGCAGAAGAAUCACACCAAAAUUCAUCACUUUCAGAAGAAUCGAAAGAAACUGUUCGUUCUUUAGAAACAGAAGAGGAAUGUUCAAGUUUUAUUAAGGAUAAGUUUCUGGUUACGAUGCCAGAUGAUUUUUAUCAAUUUUGGCAUUUCUGUAACAAAAUUAAACCUAAUAAUCCACUAGAAGCAUUGAAGGAAGUGGGAUUGUAUUUGGUUGGGCCUUUCGAUGUACUUGCAGGCAAAUUUUCCAAUACAAAUAAAUCUGAAGCCGAUUAUUUAGUUCAUUGGAGGUAUUUUAGAGAUCCACCCGAGUUGCAAACAGUAUUAAGAAGCGAUGAUCCAAGUGGGUAUCACAUUGGUUAUUUUAGAGAUUCACCCAGUCAAUUGCCUGUAUUACUAGUAUCUAAUUAUGCAAAAAAGAAUGGAGUAUUGACUCAAAUGGGAGGGAAUAUAUUUUCUGCCGUUAAUAUUUUCUUAGAGGAUUUAAAGAAAAGUGGCAACCCAUUUAAGAAAAUGGCAAUAGGAAAAAUCCAAACGUCUUUAUUAAAAGAUUCUGAUAGACUUGGCCUAGAUAUGUCUAAAAAAACUAAAGAUAUGGUUACAAGAGAAAAGAAAAUCGUAACGAGAACGUUUAACAAAAUAGGUUUAGUCGUCCCGAUGGACAAGAAAACGCAAGUAGGAUAUCGUCCGCUAACAUUUGACAACAAAACUUUGGAUAAAUACCUAACGAAACUUCAAAAUGCUAAUACACAGAAUGAUAAAGAGCAGGUAUUAUCUGAGCUACAGCCGGUUUUCACCUUCGCUAGCAUCGCUACUGAUGAAUGUGAUUUUGGAACAGGCAUCGAGCUCGGCUGGAACAUAAUUAGUCACGGCAUUGAUUCCCUAAAUGGUACAGCCGAACGAUUUUUGGUGACUAAUUACAAGCUAUUAAAUAUGGACCAAUUCGCUAAAAUAGCUGAAGCUCAUAUGAGAAAUAGGAGGGAUACUUUAUAUUUAAGCAUUUUAUAGUAGUAAUUUUUUAGUACUGGUUUUUUUAUACGAAUAAAAUUGUUUUUUG